AUGGGCACAUCGAUCAUCAACGACGAGAAGACAACUCCUUCCACAACUUCCCCACCAGAUUCUAAUGAGGUCGAUAACCUUGAAGCUCUUGGAUAUACCGCCGAGCUUAAACGAAAUCGAUCUUUGUUUACUCUUCUCUUCCAAUCGCUUGCAAUUGCAGCAAUACCUUAUGGCGAAGGGGGGCCACUGAUUAGUGCUAUAUAUGGAGGUGGUCAACUCUCCAUCUUUGUCGGUUGGAUUGUGGUUCUUGUCUUGGAUGAAUGUGUGGCUCUAUCAUUGAGCGAACUUGCCUCGAGGUACCCAACAUCAGCUGGACCUUAUUAUUGGUCUUUUCAGGUCGCAAAGAGACACAAGACCAUUCUUUCAUUCAUUACCGGUUGGGUAUGGCUGAUUGGAAACUGGACAAUUACAUUGUCCGUCAACUUUGGCUUUGCAUCGCUAAUAUCUGCAACUAUCGCCAUAUAUCAUCCAAAUUUUGUAGCAUCUAGCUGGCAACUUACUCUCAUAUUCUAUGCUAUUUGUCUCAUAACGUUCGUUAUAUGCACAUUCGGCAACCGAUUUUUGCCUAUGGUUGAUACAAUCUGUGCUGCCUGGACCGCCGUCAGUAUUCUUAUCAUUCUCAUUGCCCUCUCAGUAUCGGCAAAAGAAGGACGACACAGCGCUAGCUACUCCCUUGGUAAUUACGAUACCUCUUUUGCUGGAUGGGGAGGGUUUACUUUCUUCAUCGGUCUAUUACCUGCUGCAUAUACUUUCUCUGCGAUCGGCAUGAUUUCUUCAAUGGCCGAAGAGGUUUCCAACCCUUCUGUCAAAGUCCCAAAAGCAAUGGCCCUGUGCGUUCCUGUUGGCGGAACAGCUGGCCUAUUCUUCAUCAUUCCCAUUUGUGUAACCAUGCCCCCUCUCGCCGACGUCAUUGGCGCCCCCAGUGCCCAAGCAAUCCCAUACAUUUUCCAUAUGGUCAUGGGUUCUCCAGGAGGCGGUUUAGGUCUUACUUUUCUUGUACUCGGUAUUACCAUGUUCUGCUCCAUUAGCAUCACAGUGGCCGCGUCACGCUGCACUUGGGCCUUCGCUCGCGAUCAGGCAUUGCCGGGCUCUAAAAUAUUCUCUAUUGUCAAUAAGUCCCUAAACGUACCAGUCAAUGCCCUCGUACUCGUCACUAUCGUGCAAAUGCUCCUCGGGCUCAUCAAUCUCGGCAGCAGCAGUGCCUUCACGGCUUUCGUAUCAGUAGGUGUCAUGGCACUUGCAAUAUCUUACGCUAUACCAAUCAGUCUUUCAUUACUUUGGAACAAACGACAAGAAGUCUCUCAAGCGCGUUGGAAUUGUGGGCAUGUUGUUGGAACGACGGUGAAUGUGGUGGCGUUGGUAUGGAUUACUUUUGAGGUGGUGUUAUUUAGUAUGCCUACGGCGUUACCGGUCACAGAGGUGACAAUGAAUUAUGCAAGUGUGGUCCUGGUAGGGUUUAUGGCGAUUGCGGCGAUUUGGUAUGGAAUAUACGCUAGGAAAGUGUACAAAGGACCACCGUCUUCAGAUGGUUUCUCGAAUGAUCAAAACACCACUAAUAUACCAGCAACAUCUCCAGCACCCGCUCCUGCUUCCACUCCCAAACUCAAACCUAUAUUCACACCAGCACCGCCAAAGCCAAAGCCAUGA
This is a messenger RNA of Sclerotinia borealis F-4128, 1647 nucleotides long. The record is from the annotation of a GenBank genome assembly. Lineage: Eukaryota; Fungi; Ascomycota; Leotiomycetes; Helotiales; Sclerotiniaceae.